UUAAUAACCAAUGUCUCCUCGAGACUAGAAUAAUGUUAUGUGUUUCAACUUGAAACUCGAGUUUCAGACGACACGGAAUCCUCUAAAUUUCAAUCCCGACUCGCGGUUAAAGUACACGUAUCUUUGACAUGUGAUUAUUAAAUUAUAUCUUCUCGGGUUACUAGUCGCCGCUAGACUAUUCGCGUUUGCGUCGAUAUAACAUUUUCAUUUUGUUUCACUUAUUUCCGAGGUGAACGAAAACAAUGGAAAACGACUCACCAAACUUGUUCGACAGCGAACCGAUGUCGGUGAAGCUGAAUUUUCAUGAAAACACCGCCGACAACGACGACAUCUUGACCGAGAUUUUAGAAGAAAUACGAGAAGAAGACCACCGACCACCAGUCGUAAAAAACGUCGCCGAGGCGACGGACAGUAUCGUCGACGAACCACUUGUUGACACGGUCGAGUAUCACACCGACGAUUCGGAUGACGAAGACGGCCAUACAGCUGAAGAACCACUUGUUGACACUGUCGAGUAUCACACCGACGAUUCGGAUGACGAAGACGGCCCACCGGCGGACGCCGACCCCGACCAGUCGACAGGGUCGCGGAAAGAGGAUUCCCCGGGCGCCAAGACGAAAGAUGUCCACAGGGGAUUGCCGCCCGGCCGCGUGAAGCUGAUUAUGAAAAUGGACCCUGACGUCAAUAUAGUGGCGGGCGAAGCAGUGUUCCUGGUCACAAAGGCGACGGAGCAAUUUGUCUCGAUUUUGGCACAACACUGUCACAAAGCGAUGGUGGCCACAAACAAGAAGACUUUGCAAAAGAAGCACAUAGACGCCGUGAUUGAAGACAAUGUGCCGUUUGAAUUCUUAGAAGGCACAUUAGAUUGGUAAAACCGUUUUGAUUAUGCUCACAUUUUUUUUUACUCUAUAUAUUUUGUAAUAUAAUACUGUAUAUAAAUUUAAUAUGUCAAUACUGAUUUGUUUAGAAUAAUAAAAUGUCUCUAGCACUGACCAAACAUGCACAGUGACAUGAGCAUUUUUUAUUUGUAAGACAAAUUAAGUUGGCAUGCUACAGAUUUUGUAAGUAAAUCUGGAAAUAUAUAUUAUUAUUAAUUAUUUUUUAAAUGAUCCAGUCUUUGAUGAUUUUUUUAGACACAAUGUUUAUUUUAUACAAGUACAACAAAAAAAAAAAAAAAGUAAAUAAAUAAAAACACAACACUGCACAUAGGUUAACAGAAAUAAUUUUGUUUUAAUCACAAUUUUAAGCCAUAACAAUCUGCGACAAUAAAAAUAAACAUAGGUACAUAAUCAAUUAUAUCCAAAUUAAAAUAAAUAUAUUUUAUAAUACAAGCAUAGAAGUACACAGAAAUGAGAUUUGAGAUUAGAAAACAAAAAAUACUUGAGCCAAUUAUAUUUAAGGAAGACACAAAAAAUGACGAGUUCUGUUAUACAAUUGUUGUAUAAAUCAAAAAAUGUAAAUACCAAUUAUAACAUUGAGGACGCAUUUAUCAGGGCACUAUGACAUUAAAUUUUGCAAUUUCGCAUGACAUAUUUUAUAUUUACAUUAUUUAAUUACAACUUUAUAUUUUAUUCAGAAAUAUCAAGUAUUCUAACUUAACAUUAUAUAUCUAUCUUGAGAGUAAAAUGAAAAGCACAUUUUUUUAUAUGCAGUUAUAAUUAUUAUAAGAUGUUUAAACAGAUAGUAAAUUAUAAGAUAAGUAAAUUUCCAAUAAAAAAAACUAUUAAAACUCUGACUAUAAUUAACCAACAGUUUUUACAAUUUAUAUUAUUUUGUAUUCAAAAUGGUCUUUAAAUAUAUUACACAUUUAUUUCUUUA
Molecule: messenger RNA, 1818 nt
Organism: Metopolophium dirhodum (rose-grain aphid)
Lineage: Eukaryota; Metazoa; Arthropoda; Insecta; Hemiptera; Aphididae
Product: DNA polymerase epsilon subunit 4-like
Cellular component (GO): epsilon DNA polymerase complex; nucleus
Molecular function (GO): protein heterodimerization activity
Source: RefSeq, a predicted model, not a curated record